UGUAAAUCACAAACGACCUACUUUUUGAAGGCAGACUUCUUGGCUGAGAUGAGAUAGGAUUGUGUCAUUUUAUGAUUGGUCAAAUUUAAACCGUGUGGGAACAGAAGAUUUCUCCAUUUCUUAAAAGAAAGAAUUACCAAUCCACCAAACAAGCCCGAUAUUAUAUAAUUUAUAGAAGCGGCAGCAGCCUGGAAGUAAAGUCAGGGAGAGACGGAGAGAGAUGGGUUAUCACAGGAUUUGUGUGUUGACGGCGAUGGCGGUGGUGGCGGUACUGAUGGGUACAACGAACGUGGCGGAGGGCCAGCAGACGCCGGCGUGCGCGUCGAAGCUGGUGCCGUGUGCGAACUACAUAAACUCGACGAACCCACCGGCAUCGUGCUGCGAUCCUCUGAGACAAGCGCUGGAGCAUGAGGGAGACUGCCUCUGCACCCUAUACAAUACCCCCGGCUUGCUCAAAACCUUCGGUAUCAACGUCACCGAUGCUCUUCUCCUUCCUCAACACUGCAAGAUCCCCGGCAACGUCAAUAUCUGCAGCAACAAUUCUGCCCCGUCUCCCACAUCAGUACCGGCGCCUCCAGGCGUACCUGGAAAAGAUGAGAAUGGCGGAGUCUCCAAUGCAUGGACUGGGGCGUGGAGCUUAGUGGUAAUUUGGGCGUCCGUGAUGCUUUACUAGAGUUCCUUCUUAACCCACAGAAGGAAAUAGACGGACAUUAUUUAGACAAUGUACUGACUAUGGAGGGAUUGUUUUCAGUGUGAUUUCCACGUAUAGAGGCCUUCUUGCUUGCUUAAUAUUGGGUCUUCAUUAGAUUGAUCUGAAUUCAACAGUGUUGUUGUUGCUAUAAAAUUUGUUGUUGAAUUAAUAUGUUGUAAUUGUUCUUUC
Messenger RNA from Malania oleifera, 880 nucleotides. Its product is annotated as non-specific lipid transfer protein GPI-anchored 7. The record is from RefSeq and is a predicted model, not a curated record. NCBI's taxonomy places the organism in Eukaryota, Viridiplantae, Streptophyta, Magnoliopsida, Santalales, Ximeniaceae. The transcript is spliced from 3 exons. The coding region runs from base 221 to 673 and encodes 150 amino acids.